Molecule: messenger RNA, 3314 nt
Organism: Schistosoma mattheei
Lineage: Eukaryota; Metazoa; Platyhelminthes; Trematoda; Strigeidida; Schistosomatidae
Source: the annotation of a GenBank genome assembly
AUGAAUGCCAAACUUUCCGACCCUAAACGCAUAAUGGGUGCCCAAGGAUCUCGACGCCGCCCGAGACGAAGUGAAGAUCCAGAACGAGAUGAUGAGGAAGACGAAAACAUGAUUGACUUCAGAAUAUUAGUGCACGAAAGCCAAGCUGGGUCUGUAAUCGGUCGAGGCGGUGAACGUAUUAAGGACCUUCGUGAUAAAUACAAAAUGCGUGUUAUCAAGGUGUACCAGAUGUUGGCUCCGUUAUCUACUGACCGAGUUGUACAGAUGGUUGCUGACCCAGACAAUGUCGUCCAGUGUUUGAGAGCUGUGAUAGAAGCAGUAGAGUCUGCUCCUCCUCGUGGUCGCCGUGAGGAUUAUGACGCUGCCAACUUCAGUGAGGGUGAUGCUCUCAACUAUGGCGGUUGGUUGUCUCGAGAAGCUGCAGCAGCACUCGCUCAAGGGAUGCCUCUCCGUGGACCUGGGUGCAUGCCGCCGAUGGGUUAUAACAUGGGAGGUCCGUACAUGAUGGGUGGUGGAGACAUGGGGCCGAUGGGUGGCGGUAUGGGCCCUAUGGGAGGAGGGAUGGGACCAGGUGGAGGAAUGGGUCCUAUGGGCGGUGGACCAGUUCCUGGAGGUCGUGGUAGAGGACCUCGCUCCGGUGGCGGAAUGAUGAGUGGAAGCGCGCCUCUCGCCCAAGGCCAGCGAGGAAUGAUGGGCUCUUCAGGCCCAGCACCUGUCCCCCCUCCUGCCGGUCGCAACAGCUCUAUGGGUCCUCCAGGUGGUUAUAGUAGUUCCGCAGACGGAGGCUACGGUGGUCAAGGUGGAUAUGACGGGUCAGGAGGAUUCGACAACGGAGUAUACGGAGGCAUUGACCAAACUGGACAAGGAGGAUUCAGCGGCCCUGGAUACGGUGGAUCAGGCAACAUGGCUUCUGGAGGUUACGGUGGGUCUGGGUAUGGUGGAAGCCAGCGUGGAUCGGGUGACAUGGCAGGUGGUCAAAGUGCUUCCCGCGGCGGCACCUAUGGUGGGUAUGGAAGUAUGGGAUCUGGAGAGCAUGUUGGAGGCAAAGCCAGCCAGUGGUAUGGCGGAUGGUCUUAAACACUUACUUGCAUUUAAUUUCAGUAAAAUAUACCUGUUAAUAAAUAACAAUCACCUGUUGGUUCUUGAUGACGUGUAGAUGAGACUGAGUCCUUGGUUUGCGUGUUCAUUGCAGUUAAACGAGUGCCGUUUUGCAGGUGUGUUUGAUUUAAAGUUUAUGAGGAUGUCAGUCCGAUCAGUAAUCGAGGAAAUGACGUUGCAGUUGUUAUGAGCUUGUUCAAUCCGCUCGUGAAUAUACGGUGGUAGGUCACCAACACGAAAGUAGAGUGGUCGGAGGCUACGUACAGUCUGUUCCUACUACAUAGAGGCAGAGUGGUCUGGUUGUUCCGCCUAGAUCUCGUUGCAACUGGCGGUUGGUGUCUAUUGUGCGAUGGGACAUGGUACACAGAACGGGUACUCGUAUAUAUAUAUAAUCGUUUCCUAUCAUUAUUUUGUUUGUAACAUUUCCUAUCCAGAUUUAGGUAUGGCUUGUUAUUCGUUCAUUUCUGACAGAAGAUUUACCGAAGUAUGUUUUAUGAUAUAUUAAGGUUGUGUGUUUGUACAAAGCAAGACGGGACUCAGUAUUUUUCAACCUGAAAAUCUGUUGGUGUUACGAAUUGGCGGUGAGUUACGGUAAUCCCCAUAAUGUAGAGACAGGAACAUCAGUGGUUGCAAUCCAUUGCUUAAUUGGCAGACCUACAGUUUUGGAACUAGGGUUAGGUCGCUUUCAUUUUAUUUACCUAGUCAGAUGUGUAGAGACUUUAUUCGGUAAUGAACUUUACUUGUUUAGAUAGAAUGUUGAUUAGUCGACAGUGAAACUAAUAAAUAUCUACUUUCAUAAAACUUAUCAGUUGACGUGCUGAGUUCGCGAUACUCUACAAGUGAUUCUGUUUAUACUGUGUUUUUCUUCACUCCACGCAAAAAUUACUCAAAAUAUUUAAGAAGCACUGAACAUGAUUGUGAACUAAGUAAAAUUUAGGCAAUAAGCAUGAAUAACUAGUAUAUUUAAAUCUUGAGCAUUUGUCAGAUUUCUACGAGUUCCUGACAUGGUUAUUGCAAAUUAGCAUCAGCUUAAUCGUUUCUCUUUGCAAUUCGACAACUACACUGCAUACGAUUGGUACUUCGAGGAUAUCACUUGUUGGAUUCCUUGGCCACAUACUUACCUAUUUGAUCAACAUAGUCGUGAAAUUCAAAAGUGAGCACUGUAACAUUAAUUACUAGUCUUAUGUUGGGAGGGAGUAUGUCGUCUGUUUGUAUGAAUAUUAUUCUGAUUCUAAAUUUUCUUAACAUAUACACUUGGCAUAAUAAUAUCGUUUAGCUGAUCUCAGUGUGAUCUAGAAUUUCCUAGUAUGAUGAGUUGGUAGAUAUAUAAGUGAUUUUUAGAAAGUUAUGAACAAACUCGAUAUCUUCGUUAGUCAUCACUCAUUAUAAUUAGCUAUGAUUAAAGCCUCAAUCAGUUGUUUGACAACCUCACAUUAUCAAAUAUAUUUUUGUUUUGUGGUCUCAUUCGGUGAAGUGACCAUAUUUUCCAGUUAAUUAAAAGCAAGUCAGCCAGUCAUAUGCACACAGAACUUGGUAAUUAUAUAUGCAUUGGUUCAAUUUGCCACACUGCAGUAACAUGGGGAGAUGAAAUUACCAAAACAAUCACAGUAGCAAAAAUAUCAGUAGUCGUAGAAAUGAUUAGGUAUAAAAGUAAGGAAAAAAGAUAUACAGUGUUUCCAUAUAAAAUGUGGAUGGAGUAUAGCAUAGCACCAUUAAGUCUAUAUUUAUUCUAGAAUCGAUAAGAGGGUGAGUAUGUGAUCAGUUUAUCCUUGAGCAAUAGUGAGACAUACCUAAUCCUCUGUAUGAUAGUAUCUUAUAGCUUAUAAAUUAACAGGGUCUAUCUCCUUAUACUUGUUAAGGCAUGUUAUCAGCCCUUAUUCACAAGGUUAGACUGGUCUAAAGAAACUAUAAGUGUCAUGUGGCAUGUAUAUUUGUCUCUCUUAUCAAUAAAUUCAGGCUGCUAUAUCUAAAAGGGGCUUGUCUGGACAGUCUAAUGACUAAGUAAUACAAUUCCAAAAUCAUCUGAAUUCAUCAAAUGUUAUGUAGGAAAAUCUUAUCAAUUGAUGAAGUUCUUACUUUUAAAAUGAAUGAAUUAAAUGCGGAUCUAUUGGUGUGACCGCGUGCUAGCUCCUCACAUGACAGAAAUAUCUACUCGAUCACAAAGAACUAAGAUCGAAAACACUAGGUGGAACAAUAGUUUUCCUUUCUUAUUAAAU